AUGCCGAGUAAUCCUGAUGAUCGUGAAAACAAAAAUACUCAAACAAAUGGUACACAAAGCUUUAUUGUGUCUGUUCAACCAACAUCUUCUACAGAAUCAGCAGCCGAAAAUUCUCAAUCAUCUAAACAAUCAUGCAAACAUGAAACGAAGAAAAAGAAGAAUAAAUGUCGAGGCAAUCGUAAACUUCAACGUUACAAAGCAAAACUUCGCAAACGGGGAUUCAAUAAUGAAGCAAUAACAUCAUUGAUCAACAAUUAUAAUCAAGUGAAUCAAGAUCAAAAUGUUGUACAUGAAUCUACUAUUCCAAAUAUAAAUAUAGAACUGCUUGUACCCAUAGAUAAUCAGCGAACAAAUAACCAACAGGAGACUUCUGACAAAGGAAAUAUUCAAGAAAAUGUACGAACAACAAAACGUAAACGUGCAACAAAANUAAUUGUUGAUCAAUGA
Molecule: messenger RNA, 447 nt
Organism: Rotaria socialis
Lineage: Eukaryota; Metazoa; Rotifera; Eurotatoria; Philodinida; Philodinidae
Source: the annotation of a GenBank genome assembly